AUGGGUCAAGCUCCUAAGAUGAUUGUUACUGACCAAGAUAGAGGUAUGAGAGCUGCUAUUCGUGAUGUUUUGGUGGAUACAAAGCAUAGAUGGAGAUGUCUAGAAAAUGAAGAGUUGAAAAAAGAGAUCAGUGCUUGUGUGUGGUCUGAGGUGCUAGAGCCGGAAGAGUUUGAAGAUUCAUGGAUGGGGAUAAUGGAGCGUUAUGAGCUUCUUCAUGUCGAGUGGUUUGUAACAAUGUUUGACGAUAGAGAGAUGUGGGUCCCUGCCUAUUUUAGAGACUUUCCCAUGGGGUCUCUUAUUAGGACGACGUCUAGAAAUUCUAGCUCGAAGUUAGAUUAUAUGGAUUCAACUAUUAUACCACCGUUCUCCAGUCAGUUGGUAUUAGAAAAACAUGCUGCAACAAAGUACAUUGAUCACAUGUUCAAGAGAGUGCACCGUGAGAUAGUUGACGCAUUGCACCAUUGUAGCACUGAUGGUUUGUUGAAAGAUGAUGUGUUAGAGAUCUCCACAAUAAAGGACAAGUAUAGUAAAUCUUGGGUUUUUGAAGUUAUACCUGAUAAGUACUUCCAUGUGAGGUGGUUGAAGACUGCCUUAGCUGAUGCUAUUCGUGGACCAGCUCGAUGUUUGGGAGAUCCUGAACUUUUAUCAGAUCCAAACCAGUUGUCAAAGAAUAAAGUUGCUGACAUAUUUUUCAGUUACAUGAAAAAAUUUGAUGGUGAUAGUGCCAUCAUUGAUUUGUUUUCAGCUGGAAUUGAUGAGCUUGGGAAGAGUCUUAUGACAAGAAUCCAUGAACCAUCUUCAGCAGACAAGGAUAAACUAGUUAAAGAUUUCUAUUUUGCUGAAAAGCCAACUGUGGUUAGAGUACAGCCACCAUCAGUUGUGUCCACCAAAGGUUCGAAAAGUGAUUCUAAAAUCCGUUUGGUGUCCGCGAAGGAAAAGGCUAUAAAGUUGAAUAGCAAACCAUUGCGUUAG
Messenger RNA from Salvia hispanica, 972 nucleotides. RefSeq names its product protein FAR1-RELATED SEQUENCE 5-like. The record is from RefSeq and is a predicted model, not a curated record. Lineage: Eukaryota; Viridiplantae; Streptophyta; Magnoliopsida; Lamiales; Lamiaceae.